Solea senegalensis (Senegalese sole) is the source of this 5251-nucleotide messenger RNA. It is a transcript of the gene scaper, whose product is annotated as S-phase cyclin A-associated protein in the ER. NCBI's taxonomy places the organism in Eukaryota, Metazoa, Chordata, Actinopteri, Pleuronectiformes, Soleidae. The transcript is spliced from 31 exons. The record is from RefSeq and is a predicted model, not a curated record. Bases 135 to 4562 code for a protein of 1475 amino acids. Gene Ontology annotation, molecular function: zinc ion binding; nucleic acid binding.
CCUAAAACACUUCCUGCUUCGGUUGCCCUCUCACAUCCUGGCAUGUUUUUUCCUUCCCGACAGUGACAACAUUUUUUCCUUUGUUUGUACACGUUUAUUUGUCACCGACUGAGCAGUGAACAUACCGCGACUCGAUGUCCAAAGAUAGCCGCCAUGAUGGUCGACGGCGGGGUGCUGGGCAGAACCGCCUCGGCCCGAGGGUUAGCCAAGGUGGGGACGGGAGGGAGAGGUCCGGGUGCAACAACUCCAGCUCUUCGCAUGGAGGAGGCAAAAGCAAGAGUGUCACAACUUUGAAGGCAUCUUUUCAGCGCUCCAACAGCCAUGACAAAGUGCGGAAGAUAGUUGCCGAAGAGGGCCGUGCUGCUCGAAACCUCAUUGCUUGGAGUGUACCUCUAGAGAACAAAGAGGAGGAAGCAAAGUCAAAAAACAACUCUAGUGGCAGUUCCAGAGUUCAGAGAAGCAACUCUGGUCAGCAAAAGAAUAAGAAACAGAAUGUGGGUGUGGAAAGUAAAAGCACAGCUGGUGCCUUGCUGGACAAGGGGCCAGAGAAGAGCCCCACUAAGGCCAAACAGCCCCGUAAGGUGGAUCUGCGAGCACACUACUGGGCCUUCCUUUUCGACAACUUGCGUCGAGCUGUUGACCAGAUUUACGUCACCUGUGAAUCUGAUCAGAGCGUUGUAGAAUGCAAGGAGGUUCUGAUGAUGCUGAACAACUACGUACGGGAUUUCAAAGCCCUCAUAGACUGGAUCCAGCUUCAGGAGAAGUUGGAGAAAACGGAUGCCCAGAACAGGCCCACCUCUUUAGCCUGGGAGCUACGUAAGAUGUCUCCGGGUCGUCACGUGAUACCAAGCUCCUCAGCAGACAGAAUGGUUCCCUCACCAAGUGCUCGCCAUAGUCUCAAUUUUAGUGGUCCACCACCUACACUGGCUGCAGCCCGGCUCUCCCACACAGGUCCCAGCUGGGCAGACCGAGUGAAGUCCACUCAGUCCAUUCCUACAUCCAGUCAAACGACAACAUGUCCAGCAGAAAAACGCGGCACAAAAGAUGCCGAGGGCUGGGAGACCGUCCAGCGAGGACGCACUGCAAAGCCUCGUUCUGCGACCAUGAUUGCCAAGGUCAGUCCAGUGCUAUCUCAUGUCCCCCCCAAGCAGAACAGCACCAAGGAUAAACAACCACAUCUGCUCCCACGGGGAGAACAACAGCUCCAGCCUCAGUGUCCCCAGGACAAGAACUCGACCCAGACGGCCACUGAGCAGCAAGUCCCUGUGGAUCCUGAACCCCCGGAGAUCGUUGGAAGUCCAGAGAAAAAGCAUAUGAUGGAGCCCCCAGCAGAGAGUGUACAAGACACAGGGCAGUGUGAAGACGCGUCUCCCCCCAAAGCUGCUCAUAGCCCGUCCCAAGCACCAGAGCCCACCCCACACUCAGCCCCGGUCCCUUCUCAGUCCCUAUCAGUCCCAGUCCCUCCUCUGGCCUGCUGCUCAUCCCCAGAUCCUCCCCAGAUGGAUGCGCCUGUUGCACCGUUGGUCUUGGGGGACAACGGAGCAGAGGGGGGCGCGUCACAGGGCACGGCCACAUCUGCUCCAGGACAGGCUGAGACUCCCAUUGCAGCGGUGAAACUGGAGAGAGUGCUGGACCCCACAGAGCUUUCUACUCCACAAUCCAUGGCAGAGGUCCUGGCCAAGAAAGAAGAGCUCGCCGACCGACUGGAGAAGGCUAACGAGGAGGCGAUUGCCAGUGCCAUCGCUGAGGAAGAACAACUGACGAGAGAGAUACUGGCCGAGAACAGUAACCUGGAGACGGACAAUGAGAGUGACUUUUCUGCUACCAUUGGCAAUGGAGUUUGUGGACUCCCUUUGGAUUGGAGUGACAUGCUGGCAGAUUACGAUGCUCGGGAGCUGUGGCGUCAGAACACCUCAUGGGGGGACAUGGUGGAAGAGGAACCUGCUCGUCCCCCUGGACAUGGGAUCCACAUGCAUGAGAAAUUGUCCUCACCCUCUCGUAAAAGAACGAUUGCAGAGUCGAAGAAGAUACAUGAGGAGAAACAGCUGAAGGCGCAGCUGCUUAGGGACAAACUACGGGAAGAAAAGACCCUCAAAAUGCAGAAGCUCCUGGAGAGGGAGAAGGAGGUGAGGAAAUGGAAGGAGGAGCUGUUGGAGCAGCGUCGGAGGAUGAUGGAGGAAAAGCUGUUACAUGCCGAGUUUAAGCGAGAACUGCAGCUCCAGGCAAUUGUGAAGAAGGCUCAAGAGGAAGAGGCCAAGGUGAAUGAAAUUGCAUUCAUUAACACCCUUGAAGCCCAAAACAAGAGACACGACGCCCUGGCCAAGUUAAAUGAGUACGAGCAACGUCUCAAUGAGCUGCAGGAGGAGAGACAGAGGAGACAGGAGGAGAAGCAGGCCAGAGAUGAAGCUGUGCAGGAGCGCAAACGGGUCUUAGAAGCAGAACGGCAGGCGAGAGUGGAAGAGCUGCUGAUGCGGAGGAAGGAGCAGGACGCUCGCAUCGAACAGCAGAGGCAAGAAAAAGAGAAGGCUAGAGAAGAUGCAGCACGGGAAAGGGCCAGGGACCGAGAGGAGCGUCUGGCUGCUCUGAGCGCUGCUCAACAAGAGGCCAUGGAGGAGCUGCAGAAGAAAAUUCAGAUGAAGCAUGAUGAGAGCAGCCGUCGGCAUAUGGAGCAGAUUGAGCAGAGGAAGGAGAAAGCUGCUGAGCUCAGCAGUGGUCGACAUGCAAACACGGACUACGCCCCCAAACUGACACCAUAUGAGCGCAAGAAACAUUGCUCCCUAUGUGCCGUUGUGAUCACCUCAGAGGUGCACCUGUUCAGCCACAUCAAGGGCAAAAGGCACCAACAGGCUGUGCGAGACAGUAGCAGCAUCCAGGGACGGGAGCUCUCUGAUGAGGAAGUGGAGCAUCUGUCUUUGAAAAAAUACAUAGUGGAUAUCAUGACGGACAACUCGGUUACUUCAGAGCCGAUGAACCACGCAGAUGAAAGGCAGAAGGCAAGGAAGAAGGUGAAGAAGCUCCGCGCCAGGAUGAAUUCAAGGGGAAAGGAAUAUGAGACGUCAGUGGAGGCAAAGACACUGUUUCCCGACUCCCCAUAUAAGGCCAAGUUGCAGCGUCUACUGAAGCAGCUGCAGAGCCAAGACAGCGGCCAGUGGGUCACCAACAAAGUCUCAAGUCUGGAAAGAACUCUGGGAGAGAUCGCUCGCAUCUUGGAGAAACAGAACAAUGCGGACCAAGUUGCCUUCAGAGUGGGCGGCGGCCUGUUGGCGCUGGAACAAAUUCUGCAUGUCAUCACCACCGCUUCCACACCCACUGCUGUUCCUCGUAUUCCUCUCAAAUCUCUCUGUGCUGCUGUAAACACCUACUACCUGGCAUGUUCCUGUUGCCCACUCAACUGUGCCUAUGUGCUGCUUAGCAACAAGAUAGCGCUUUUCAUUGACCUGCUGAUGCAUCAGCUAACACUCUAUGUCCCAGAUGAGGACAAGCCCAUUUUUGGGCGCACUGUGAACAAACAAGUAUUUGAGGGUUUGACAACAUGCCUGCUACAGACCACGGCUACUAUCUUUGGGUCCCUGUGGCUACAUCUCAUUGAGUUUGGACAAGGCGAAAACACACAGAUUCCCUCCCCAGAUGACAAGGUUAAGCCUUCCACCGAGUCCUUCAACAAUCGCACACAAGACCUCAUCAGCUAUGUCGUAAACAUUGGUCUGAUUGACAAGCUGUACGGAUGCUUCCUGUCCGUCCAAAGUCCUGUUGACGAGCACCCCAAGAUGUCGGCUUUUCUCCAGCAAGCCUCCGCUCUGCUGCACAACAUGUGCAAGAUUUGUUUUGUCGCAACUGGACGAGCUCCCUACGUAUUUGACAAUAAACAUCAGGACCCGACUGGACUGACGCCCUUGUUGCAGUCCACAGACUUGGUGGGAGUGGUGCACACUCUGUAUUGUAUCCUGCUACACAGCUUCUUGCCAGAGUCUGCUUCCCAGAGUCAGGAACCCUACGGCCCCGGGGUCAUCCAGGUGGCUUUGCAAGGCAUCCGCUUCCUCAACAGUUUUGCCCUGCUUGACAUAUCUGCAUUCCAGUCCAUUCUAGGAGCUGAGGGCCUUUCUUUAGCUUUCCGCCACAUUGUCAGCUCCCUGCUCUGGUACUGCUCUCAGCAUUCCUCUGAAGAGCUGCUACAUGCAGUCAUCACCUGCGUGGGAUUCUUCACCGUCAACCACCCUGGCAACCAGGUGAUAGUGCAGUCUGGCCGCCAGCCCAGCGUGCUGCAGAAACUGUGUCAGCUGCCCUUCCCGUACUUCAGCCAGCGGCACCUUGUCAAAGUGCUCUUCCCCUCCCUCAUCUCUGCGUGCUACAACAACCCUCAGAACAAGGUCAUCCUGCAGCAGGAGAUGAGCUGCGUGCUGCUGGCUACAUUCAUUCAGGACUGUGCUACAGAUGAGAAAAUAUCCGACAACAAAACAAAGCAAACAGUUUCCCAGCUGCACGAUUACAACGAGAUGUCCUACCGCUUUCCACGUGACCAGUGGGACUCGGCGCUGCAGUUUUUCCUGAAGGAACAGGAGUGAUGGAGUGAUUCGCUCACUGUCCUCAGAUCAUCCAAGAACAGUUUAAAAACAAAAAAAGAAAAAAAAAAAACACCACUACAAACAAGGUGGAUGGACGUGUUAUUUUUCUGAAAUUAACUCGUCAUGUGGGUUAUUUAUUCUGAAGACUGUGAAGCGUUGUUUUUUUUUGUGUUUGUUUUUAAUGUCCGUUCAACAGUUUUGAUUUCUUGGAAACCGGUUCAUUAGGGACUUAAUGGAAUUUGCACAAAAUGUCUUAUUUGUUCAGUGCAGUCAAAGCACACGCACAAAUGUUCCAUUUCAUGUUUAAAAACAAGCCAAGUGUUUUCUUUUAUAGGUACAAAGUGAUGCGUUUUAAAGCGGCGACAACUUAACUCUGAAGCAUUUUUUUUUUUUGUUGCCGAACGUUUUCAUCAUUAAUGUUUGGGUUAAUUUAUUGCAUGUGUUUUCCAUUUGGAAUGUUAACCAGAAUGUUUUCUCCACUUCACACUAUGCCAGGUGUAAGUUAUAUGACCUGCCUUGAUCUCCAAACGUGUUCAAUUAUAUUUGGCCUUUUUUUUCUUUUUUCAUUCUCUGUUGAGACGCACUUAAAGCUGUCAUAAUUUAUUGAGUUAUUUACUAUGUAAAAUGGUUAUGUAUUGUUCUUCCUCAGUUUGUUUGUUUUACUUAAGUAAAAUCAAACAUUAACUCUU